UAACUCUUGAAAAAACAGGAGCAAACCUCACAUAUUAAGAACAUUUUUAAAUUAAGUUCCUCUAAAAUGCUGCCUUUUAAAAUAUCAGUUUGAAAACUGUAGAAAUAAUUCCCUUAAAUGUUCCCUUAGUAGUUUUCAGAGAGAUGUGCUAGGCAGUAUUGUUAACUAAAGAAAAUAAGUCUAUCAGUUCCACUUAGAUAACCUUUGGUAAUAAACGAACUCCAUACACGUUGUGACCUUAGAGCCUGAACUUUGUAAUCACAUGACUGGCUUGUAAACUGACCUGUUAGGAUGACUGUCGUAGUCGUAGUCCAGGCUUAGAGAGAGAAAUUGACCAAGUGUCGGAAGGGUGGUCAUCAAGCUGGACUUGUCCUGUAAUCUCUGUUUCUUCAUGGCUGCAAUAGCGCUUCUCAUCAGACUCGGAGAAGCAUGAAAUGGAGACAUGGGAAGUUUCUGUUUCAGAUGAUCGGGCUGAACAACGAACCUGUCUCAUUUGUGGGGACCGCGCUACAGGAUUGCACUAUGGAAUCAUCUCCUGUGAAGGCUGCAAAGGGUUUUUUAAGCGGAGCAUUUGCAACAAACGGGUGUAUCGAUGCAGUCGUGACAAGAACUGUGUCAUGUCUCGGAAGCAGAGGAAUAGGUGCCAAUACUGCCGCCUGCUCAAAUGCCUCCAAAUGGGGAUGAACCGUAAGGCUAUCAGAGAAGAUGGCAUGCCUGGAGGCCGGAAUAAGAGCAUUGGGCCAGUCCAGAUAUCAGAAGAAGAGAUUGAAAGGAUCAUGUCUGGGCAGGAAUUUGAGGAAGAGGCCAAUCACUGGAGCAACCAUGGUGACAGUGAUCACAGUUCCCCUGGAAACAGGGCUUCAGAGAGCAACCAGCCUUCACCAGGUUCCACACUGUCCUCCAGUAGGUCUGUGGAACUAAAUGGAUUCAUGGCAUUCAGGGAGCAGUAUGUGGGGAUGUCCGUUCCUCCACAUUAUCAGUACAUACCGCACCUUUUUACCUAUUCUGGGCAUUCGCCACUUCUGCCCCCACAAGCUCGAAGCCUCGAUCCCCAGUCGUACAGUCUGAUUCACCAGCUGGUAUCAGCUGAGGACCUGGAACCACUGGGCACGCCCAUGUUGAUCGAAGAUGGAUAUGCUGUGACUCAAGCAGAGCUGUUUGCCCUGCUUUGCCGCCUGGCCGACGAGCUGCUCUUUCGGCAGAUUGCCUGGAUCAAGAAACUGCCUUUCUUCUGCGAGCUCUCAAUCAAGGAUUACACGUGCCUCUUGAGCUCGACGUGGCAAGAAUUAAUCCUGCUAUCCUCUCUCACCGUUUACAGCAAGCAGAUCUUUGGGGAGCUGGCUGAUGUCACUGCCAAGUACUCACCCUCUGAUGAAGAACUACACAGAUUUAGUGAUGAAGGAAUGGAGGUGAUUGAGCGGCUCAUCUACCUGUAUCACAAGUUCCAUCAGCUAAAGGUCAGCAAUGAGGAGUACGCUUGCAUGAAAGCAAUUAACUUCCUCAAUCAAGAUAUCAGGGGUCUAACCAGUGCCUCACAGCUGGAGCAGUUGAACAAACGAUACUGGUACAUUUGCCAGGAUUUCACUGAAUAUAAAUAUACACAUCAGCCGAACCGUUUUCCUGACCUCAUGAUGUGCUUACCUGAGAUUCGCUAUAUUGCAGGAAAGAUGGUGAAUGUACCCCUGGAGCAGCUGCCCCUCCUCUUUAAGGUGGUGCUGCAUUCCUGCAAGACAAGUGUGGGCCAGGAGUGACCUGUUCCCAGUGCCCUGCUCAGGCCACACCGGCGCACUGGCUGGGCAGGAGAGGCUCCGGAAGGAAGAGCCAGAGACCAAGACGAGGCUGUGGCACAGCGUUUGCGGUUGCCUCCGCAGCCAGAAGAGUGUUUGUUUGUGUGUCUGUUUUAACCUCAUUUUUCUAUAUAUUUAUUUCACGACAGAGUUGAAUGUAUGGCCUUCAACAUGAUGCACAUGCUCCUGUGUGAGUGCAGCAGAUGCAUCUCCUUGCAGUUGGCAGACUGUGAAGAUGUUUAAUGUUACAGUGUUGUCAUUGUUUAGAGAUAGUUCUUUUGUAUUUCGAGGGAGAGGGUGGGAUGGGGCUGAGAUGACUAUCUCCAUAACGUUGACAAAGACAACUACCUCAGUGGGAAAGCGGGGGUGUGACCACCCCUACCUUUUCUGCGUUUUCUCGGCAGACUCGUGCAUGAUGUGUCUGUCAGAGAGCACACUGCCUUUUUCUAGCCACAGAAUUGCCAGGUAAAGAACCUCACCAGAAAGGGGCACAGUGUUAGGAAGCGUACUGAGCAGCGUGGGUGAGACGCUGGGAACGGCAGGCAAGGGCUGAGCCAGCUCUUUGCUUUGGGAGGCAUGAAAGUAAAGAGUAGGGCCAGCUGGCCAAAUCUCAGCAGAUCCCCCCCGCCCUGCGAGUCCUAUGGGGAGAGGGGCUUCUGCUCUCACACCUUGCUGCGCCUCGCCACCGGCACCACCCUGUCAGGUCUGCCCCUUGCGUUUUCAUCCUGGCACAGUCCUAGCAGUCAGCCCGCUCCCAUGGGGCACACAGCUCCCUCGUCUCCUUCCCUGGGUCUGCUGAGACCUAACUUCCUUGGACCCUUCCUUCUCCCUUACAAACUUGACUUCUGUCGGUCCAUCGAAAAACUGAGAAAAGUGCUGUGUUCUGGUUCCUAGUACCCUCUACUGAUUUAUUCUCCUUUAGCUGGUUUUCUUCAAAGGGUAGUGGUGCAAAGGCCAGACUGCUAAAAGAAUGAACACUCCUUUCCCCCUAUUCCGCAUCCCACCCUCAGGACCAAAUCUAAAACUAUCUCUGUUUUAAAUAGUAGAAAGGGCAAUUAGCCUCUGCUGACUAGAAUGUUGCCUCUGCAUUCUAGUCAGUUUUUCCUAAUCUCUCCAGGAUGAGACCAGGUUUCCUCAGGGCCCCAGAGCUGACAGCCCAAGGCCCAGAGUGGCCCAGCUACCCCUUAGAGAGGCCUGGAGGGCCGGAGCCGUAAGUAGGUGGAAGGGAAGGGGAGCUUUAAACUACCUCAUAUUCUAAAGGGCCUGCUGCCGCCUCUGCAGGGAUGGCGUGGACCUCUGCUGCUGCUACUACUGCCCCACCUCGUCCUAGGAAGUGUUCUUGACCCUCUCGACUUUGGCCAGGGCCACGCUAGAUCAGUCUUGGAACUCUUUCAGAUGCUUUUUCCUUCUCUGCCUUAAUAUAGCAAUUGCUGUCGCCUACACCCAGGUGUCGCCCACAGCCAGCGUGGCAGACAGACCACUUAGCUGGGGCCAUCCCUUGGUGUGCUUGAGGGGCCCACAGCACCUUUCCUGACGAUUUAGUCAAAGGCUGUUUGCUCUCUCCCCAACUCAGCCUAUAAAACCUGCCCAGGGGGCUGCUACACCUACACUGUGUACCCAUUGAGUAGUCCCUGUCUGGUUGUAAUUUUUUUUUCCAGUGAAAUGUUACGGGUACCACCAGAGUAAUGAUUUUUGUUCUUUGAUGGAUCUGAAACUCAGAGCAUUACUCCUCAAUGCCAUUUUUGCAACUGCUCUGAGAAAGAAAGAAAAAGAAAGAGACAUGUUUCUCAGGAAAAGCUCCAGCUAGCAUGUUUUUCACAUGUCAAUGGGAAGAUUGUGUGUGUGUGUGUGUGUUUGUGUGGUCUAAGUUCACAAUAUUUUUCUUGUUUCUCUGAAUCUUUUAUUUAACCAACUAGAUCACAUUCUUUGGCUCCAGGUCAGAUUCUGAGCUGCCUACCUCAAGACAGGGGAAGAGGCACAUAUCAGAGACCCCUCUCCAGGCAGCUGCUAUGUACAACCUCUUUCUAUGCUUAAGGCUCCAUCUGUCAAAUUAUUAUUUUUGAAAUUGCUUUUCAAAUCAAGCAUUUUACCCGUUGUGUUGGGUGUCAAAGGAGAGUGCUCUCUGAUGAGGCAAGAACAUGUCUCUCCAAUAAUGUAGUAUUAAACCGAGCAAGUUGUUAAUUUGUGAAGUGGGGAAAGGUUCUGCAAGUUGCCAUUGUACAGAUCCAUUUUUACAAAUGUUUGCAGCAGAUUCCACAGAACAAAGAGCCCAUUCACUACUGGGAGCCCUACAGAAUCUCAGAGCCAAGUGGCUGUGUGUUCCAAGCCAGAGCCUGACCUGUGGACCGCCUUUAAUGUCUUCUGCACCCAGUCCUUUUAGGACGUGGGCUUUUUUUAAACAGGGUAAAGUGAAUGUGUUGCAUUGCAAACUCAGGUAUUAUGAGGAGAAGGUAGGAGUGUAGCUAGCAGCGUGGAGACAUUAGGUCAGCCACUAGAUGUAUUUGUGAAUUUGGUUUGAAGGACACAGAGAAAGGUUGGAGAGGGAGGUUUGGUGUGUUUGUUUUUUGCCUUUCUUCCCAUGAUGUUUGGUUAACAGGUAGCCUUUUUGCUAGUGGAAGAAGAAAAAGUUGUGUGUAUUGUCUCUGAUUCCUUUCUCUUCUGUCCUCUCUCUAUCCCCAGCCACCACAAGCACUCACUCUGAGUGAGUUUUUCCACCAUAAAAAUAGGACCCUGAAAGCUGUGGGAAAGGAGAAUCCCACCUCCUUGCACUGCACUGAGACAUGUAAGCUUUCCCCCCUUUUCCCCUUUUAAACAUUUUCUUGAGACCUAAGACCAAAGUUUGGAAUCUGAGAAUAUCAUCUGUAAUUCAUGCUUUCCAGCUCCCUUUAGACUAAUCCUAGAGUCCUUGGCAAGGUUUGGUGGUCUUACCCCUUAUUCUGGAGAAAUUCCCCAGAACCUGUCUCAAAGCACUGUACCUGGCCCAGAGGGCACCCAGCCACCAUGCCCAAACCACAGGUGAGGUGGGCAAGCCUUCGGGGAUAGAGGGAAGCAGACAGGAACCUCCAUAUCCUGUUCCUUAGAGCCAGACAGGGAUAGAGGAAACCUAGGGGCCUCCGUGGCAUCACUGAAGUCACCCACUGCAUACCAGCUUGCCUCCCACCUGUCACCCGUUCUGCAGGGAGGCACCUGCCAUGUCACCUUCACCAUGGUGAAGAUCCUUAAAACCUAGACCUCUCUGGGCCAGCUGCUUGCUCUGCCACCCACUCUACCUUUGUUUACUUGUUCCUGAUAUCCUGGGGAGGGGGACUGAUGGAGAUGGACAGUUCCAAUGUGGGCAACAUCUAAGCCAUGUCCAGAGUUGGCCCAAAUAAGGGGACCGUGACCUCGUAGUAGGGCAGGAGGCUGAGCAGCUGUUCCAGGUCUUUAGCUCCACACACCUAGUCUGUGACUCUUUUUAAAUUUUUGCAGUUGUUUUAAGAGAUCCAAUCUUGCAGAUCAGUCCUUUUAUUAAACUUUGAAUUUUCCUUUGUUUUUUUUUUUAAAGUAAAAAAAGAAAAAAAACCCAAAAACUUAAAAAAAAAAAAAGCCACUACUGUUAAUUCCCUCCUUUUCCCUGUGAGUCUCCCGCCCCCCUCUGCCUUUGCCGUCAAUCGUCCUCCUCUUUGCUCUGCCUGAAGCCUCUCUGUCCAGUGUCUGUGAAGCGAUGUUUUAUCUUUGUCUCAGGAUGAGAAGCGGCAAUCAUUCUGCCAGGUGCUGGAAACUGGUUAGCCUCGAGACAGGUGUUUCUAGGGCCACAGCUCAGGGAUGUGUAUUUAAUUACAGGGUCCCCAGAAACCCCUCUUGGCUGCCACAAGCAACAUCCUCUUUUCUGGACUUGGGAGCCAGACCUGGACUGCUCCUCAGAGGCAGGAGCCCCCAGAGAGCCUGCUGAGUCUGGGAGCAAGCUGGACUUCCCCUGUGGCCAGAUCUAGGCUACUUUGAAACUUGAAACCUGUGGCUGUCCUGUGACAUGAGCCACAGUGGCCCUUCCUCUGCCAGCUCAUAAGGAGCAUGGUGUUUCCGUGCAGCCCAGGCCCUGUCUGGCCUCCCUCUUCUGGGCCUGCAGCCCCUAAAUGGGCCACAGCCCGCUUAGGAAUCCACAGCUUGGCUCGAAGGGGAGCUGUAAGGCCAGAGCCUGCUCCAAGCCCAAGAAAAAAGCUGUGAUUCUGGUGAAGGCUAGUCUUCCAAAUCCUGGAGCCAGCCCUGCCAGCCACAGGACUGUCUCCCCUUUGGUGACCGUUGUUUUCUUCCUCUGCAGUGUCUUAUGAUAGGUGAUAAUGUUGUUGACUCAAAUUUCCAUGGAAAAAAAAACAACCAACCAACCAAACAAAAACUACCUCUUGAGUGACAUCCUGGUAGAUUCCUCCCUGAGGAAUCCUGUGGGAAAAGAGAAUAUUGUAGCUCCUGCUCUGUUUACAUGUUUCUGUCGGGAAAGAAGCCCCGCCUGCCCUGGGAUGCUGGUGUUUUUGUCUGUGUUGCCAACCGGGCCCGUGAUAGGGGCUGUGGCUGCGUUGUAAUGUCUGGGCUGUGUCGGGGGAGGCCUUCCCACCUGCCCAGCCAGGAAGCAGCCACUCCCUUGGAAGGGCCUCUGUUCCUUUCCUAUGCUCCGAGGCAUGGAGAGCACACCUCCCACAAGCCCACCUUGUAGGGGCACUGGUGGCACAGAUAACAUGAGCCUGCCCUUGGACUACAUAUUCCAGGCCUGCCUCUGCCCACAGUCUUGUGUAGGAAUCCAGUAAAUGGGAUGUCUCUGAGCCCUUGUCCCCGUGGGGCCGGCCAAGGGCUGCCUGCCAGCCUGGCUCCAUCAGUCCUGCUUGGUCAAGUGUUAGUUGGCAGGCCACCCAGGCCCUCUGCUACCUCCCACCCUUGCCAGUGGGCAGGGGCUGGGCCCUGUUCUGUGAAUUGACUACCUGUGGAAAUGUGACCAAUUAGUGUGAAAUGCAUGUUUAGCAAGUGUUAGGUACUGUAUUUGAACCAAUAAAUGUGAAUCCUUCUGCACAUGGCA
Molecule: messenger RNA, 6831 nt
Organism: Oryctolagus cuniculus (rabbit)
Lineage: Eukaryota; Metazoa; Chordata; Mammalia; Lagomorpha; Leporidae
Gene: NR6A1
Product: nuclear receptor subfamily 6 group A member 1
Biological process (GO): regulation of DNA-templated transcription
Molecular function (GO): DNA-binding transcription factor activity; sequence-specific DNA binding; zinc ion binding
Source: RefSeq, a predicted model, not a curated record